AUGACCUCUAUGGAGGAAACGGACGAGGUGAAGGUCUUUCGGAAUAACAAUGAUCCAGAGGAAGUGGUGGACACUCCGCAGUCAUCGCAACAGUUAUCCGAUGACAAGAAGGAGGUCGCUUUCGAGACAGAACUCGAAGGACAGAAUAUAAACCGUAUGUUUUAUAUUAUUUUUGUCUCAUUCAACUAUAUCCUUGCGUUUUAUAUAAUGUCAGGGUAUGUAGGCCGAGUUUGUACUGUAAUAUUGUUAUUCUAGCUACAGUAGCACCAUUUGCCGAUCUCCAAUUUAAACCUCACACCCCGAUUGGAACCCUCAGCCCGGCGUUUCUAUGUCCAUUAUUGGUAUGUAGAUAUUAGUAGUGUAAUAUCCAAUCUUUAGGCAAUGAAAUCACCGCAUACUUUGCUAUCUCCCGGCUUCCAAGGGCUCAAUUUUGCUUCUCCCAAUUACGGGGUGCUCUCGCCCAACUUCAUGCCAAUCUUUAACCCCUUCUACAAUAUGCAGAAUAUGCAAAUGCACAAUCUAUUGAAACAGAGCCUGCCAAUGGCCAACAUGACUAACAAUAUGGCCGGCUUGGGAAUGCUGAACCCAGGUGUGAGAUACCCAUCAUCUACCCCAUCAACUCCCCGAAGAGACAAAGGAGUAAGGAUCGAGAAGGAUAAGAACCGGAUAAAGAAACCGUGCAAUGCAUUUAUGAUCUUCAUGAGAGAGAAUCGAGCACAAGUGGCCAAGGAAAAUCAUUGCAAACAAUCGUCGGAACUGAACAAAGAAUUGGGACAACGAUGGCAGAAUCUGACCAAGGAAGAACAAGAAAAAUACUUUGAUAUGGCCAGAAGGGAGAAGGAAGAUCAUGCCAAACAGCAUCCUGGAUGGAGUGCCCGGGACAAUUAUGCGGUUCAUAAGAAAAAAAAGCGGAGUCGAAGGGAAAGGUCUUAUGGUAAGUGGUUUGAUUGUUGUCGGCAGCUUUAACGAAAUUGGAAAUAGUUUUAGUUUCAUUUCUGUUAUUCUAAUCACCUUUAUUUAGAUCCAACGAACGAGAACAACGAACAGAAGAAAUGCCGAGCCCGAUUUGGUGUCGAUAAUCAACAGAAAUGGUGCAAACACUGCAAACGAAAGAAGAGAUGUCUGAAUGUCCAGGACCUGGAGGUCUCUUCCACGACGAAUCCGUCCACUCCGCUGUACCUUCACAGUUCUCCGAACAUAUAUUCGCCUUUGGCUUGA
Molecule: messenger RNA, 1218 nt
Organism: Bursaphelenchus xylophilus (pine wood nematode)
Lineage: Eukaryota; Metazoa; Nematoda; Chromadorea; Rhabditida; Aphelenchoididae
Source: the annotation of a GenBank genome assembly